Musca vetustissima is the source of this 1686-nucleotide messenger RNA. Its product is annotated as organic cation transporter-like protein. Gene Ontology annotation, biological process: transmembrane transport. NCBI's taxonomy places the organism in Eukaryota, Metazoa, Arthropoda, Insecta, Diptera, Muscidae. The record is from RefSeq and is a predicted model, not a curated record. Gene Ontology annotation, molecular function: transmembrane transporter activity. Bases 49 to 1686 code for a protein of 545 amino acids. The transcript is spliced from 7 exons. Gene Ontology annotation, cellular component: membrane.
UACGAUAAUAGAAAACAGCUGCUUGCCACCGACACGACCACCGACAAUAUGAUAGAGCUCGACAAGAUUCUUGAGAAGUGUGGCGAUCGUCAUCGUUUACAGGCGAUCAUGUUGUUGCUCUUUUGCGUCAUCAAUCUGCUCUCGGCCAUGCAUUAUUACUCGCAAACGAUUAUCAGUUUUGUGCCCAAGUAUUGGUGUGCUGAAGAUUUGCUACCAUCUGAAGGUUAUAAACCUUCCGCUCCCACCCAAUCUUCUUGUAUUUCGCUUCGAAAUAAUUCAUCACAAAGUUGUUCACAAUUCCACUAUGAUUACUAUAUGGGCUAUGAAAGUCUGACCAGUGAAUUAAAUUGGAUUUGUGAUAAUGCCUGGAAAUCCACCUUGGGUCAAAGUAUGUUCUUUGUUGGCUCCGUUGUGGGUAGCUUGGUAUUUGGUAUUCUGGCGGAUAUUGUGGGUCGCUUACCAAUUUUAAUAAUUGCCAAUGCGGUGGCAAUGCUUGGAAAUGUCCUGACCAUAUUUGGAACUGAUUUGGUUACAUUUUCAUUCUUUAGAUUUAUAUCGGGACUGGCCACCGAUAGCAAUUUUGUUAUGAUGUAUAUUUUGGUUAUGGAGUAUUUAUGCCCUUCACUGCGCACCAUCGGCCUCAGCAUCUGUAUUGGUUUCUUUUAUUGCCUAGGAUCAAUUGCCGCACCUUGGAUAGCCGUUCUAAUGCAAUCGUGGCGUGGAUUCCUUUUGGCCACCUCCAUACCCUUUCUGUUGGUGCCACUCUUCUAUUUCAUUGUACCCGAAAGUGUUCAAUGGUUGAUCUCUAAGCAAAAAUACGAUCAGGCUGUGGAGUGUUUAAAACGUGUGGCCAAAAUAAAUGGUAAAGUGGUAGAUGAGGCGGCUUUUGUCGACUUCGUCGAAGAGUGCAAACGUAGCCAAAUGCAACAGCCCAAAGCCAAAGUGGAACCGAAUCUGUUGGGUUUAUUUGCCAGCCCACGUCUCAGGCGUAAUACUUUGAUAUUAUUUUUCAAAUCUAUGGUGAUCACAUUGUGCUACGAUGCUGUCUCACGUAACGUACAAGGUCUUGGCAUUUCACCAUUUGUCAUGUUUUCAUUGAGUGCCACAGCCAUUUUGCCAGCCUGUCUACUUCUAAUUGCUCUGCAAGAUCGUAUCGGUCGCAAAGCCAUGGCAUCAAUGUCUUUGCUACUGAGUGGCAUAUUCAUUUCGACAACGGGAGCGCUGCUAUUCCAAAGUUCGGAAUCGUCUAGUGAUCAGAAUGUCACAUUGGUGGUAAUCCUCUCGGUAAUCGGACGUUUUGGCGUUACGGUGGCCUAUAACUCUGGCGCCCAAUAUGCGACCGAGUUAAUACCAACUUGCGUACGCGGACAAGGUGUAGCCGCAGUACAUGUUAUGGGUUACGGUUUUACUUUCUUUAGCUCAUAUAUUUUACAUACACGGCAAUAUUUCUCACCAUUGCCGGAGAUAAUUUUGGGUUUCAUAUCGUUGGUGGGUGCAGGACUGUGCCUACUGUUACCAGAGACAUUAAAUAGAACACUUCCGACAACCCUCAAGGAUGGUGAAAAUUUUGGUAAAAAUGAUCGCUGGUUUAUGUUCAGUUUUAUGGAGAAACGUACCUUAUCGGUGGAUACUUUGACGACGUCCACCACUCCCAGUACACAUCCGGAUAGCAGUGCAUAUUUUUAA